Molecule: messenger RNA, 1379 nt
Organism: Calidris pugnax (ruff)
Lineage: Eukaryota; Metazoa; Chordata; Aves; Charadriiformes; Scolopacidae
Product: transmembrane protein 45B-like
Exons: 7
Coding region: 142-999 (285 amino acids)
Source: RefSeq, a predicted model, not a curated record
UCCGAGCUGUAGAAAAGGACCAGGAAGCCCAUGAGGAGGGAAAGAGCGAGACCUCCUUAGGUGGUAGAAGCAUACAGAGAGCAAGGAGAGAGGUCUUGUUGGAGGGAACAAGACCAUCCCAAGGUCCAGCAAGCCAGACCCAUGACAACGAGCUUCCUCGGCAGUGCCCUCCGGGGCACCUUCUUCUUCAUUUUUGGCCUCUGGUGGUCCAUACGAUACCCCCUGAAGUAUCUCAGACGGAAAGCCAAUGCCGAGAGCCAGCCCAGCUAUGGGGUCCAGCGAGCAGAAGUCUUUGAAGGAGCAGUCAAAGCUUUCUUUGCUCUGGCAGGGAUACUGGUGGAGCAGUUCAUUCCUGCUGGUCCCCACCUGCAGCUGUACAACCCCAAGACGCACAGCUGGACCGACCUCACCCACUGGCACUACACCACCAUGUACCUCUUCUUCCUCCUCUCCGGCAUCGUGGACGCCUCCCACGCCUCCCUCAAGCUGCCGCGGGGCUUAGAUCGGCUCUCGCUGUCCGUGGCUCUCUUCGUGGAAGGUUUGCUCUUCUAUUACCAUGACUACAACGACGGUGCGCUGGACCACCACCUCCAUUCCCUCUUGGCCAUGGCUAUCUUCGUUGGAGCCUUCUGUGCCCUCCUCGAGGUGUUCAUCAGAGACCACAUCAUCCUGGAGACCAUCAGGACCAGCUCCUUCCUUCUCCAGGGCUCUUGGCUUUGGCAGAUUGGGUUUGUGCUGUUCCCUCCGUGGGGAGGACCAGGCUGGGAUCAGACCGACCCCAACAACUUCAUCUUCCUCACCAUGUGCUUCUGCUGGCACUACGCGGGCGCGCUCGCCGUCCUGGCAGCAAACUCUGCUGCAUCUCGCUGCUGCAACGAGUCCUGCCAGCUGAAAUUUGGGGACAUCGACGUGGAGCUGGACUGUGGCAUGUGCAUCCGCAAAGGCAACAAGAGCUCCAGCGGUGCCCUGCUGCCGGAGAGCCCCUUGGAUGACAAAUGAGGACGUGGAAACUUCUUCCCCAACUGUGGCUUAGAGCUCUUGAGAUGAGGUUUUUUUUCUAAAUUAGUCUUGAUUAAACUACACCGGCACUGGAUGGUGGAGCAUCAGAAGUGGGAGGCAGGACCCCAAAGGAGGAACGUGACAGGAGAUGCCCAACCUUUCGCGUGCGUCCCUUUGGCCGUAGUGAGAGCAAACCAGGCUCGUCUGGGAAGGAGUUUUUAAUUUUUCCAUGCUGUGAACUGCAGGACUGGUUUGCUGGUGGAGUCCAACUGGUGUGGCCGAGUUGGCUGUGGUUUUUUUAACAUUAUUUUUUGCUUCUGCAGAAGCGGGGGCCAAACCAGCCUUCGAAGCUCCCGGUGGCUGUCGCUCACUCUGGUGUU